Messenger RNA from Pungitius pungitius (ninespine stickleback), 2091 nucleotides. RefSeq names its product LanC antibiotic synthetase component C-like 1 (bacterial) (gene lancl1). Lineage: Eukaryota; Metazoa; Chordata; Actinopteri; Perciformes; Gasterosteidae. The transcript has 10 exons. The record is from RefSeq and is a predicted model, not a curated record. Gene Ontology annotation, cellular component: plasma membrane. Gene Ontology annotation, biological process: carbohydrate metabolic process; peptide modification. The coding region runs from base 131 to 1351 and encodes 406 amino acids.
GGGGCAGCAGCGCGCGGGCAGAUGCUACGCUCCCCCUCAGGGAAAAUAUAACGGCGAGAAAGAUUCAGCAUCAACAGUGCGAGACUAGCAGAGAUAUUUGGCAGUGCCGCUUGUGACAAAGCUUUGAAAAAUGGACACAAGAGCCUGGAGGAAUCCGUACCACGACUACGAUGGCAACCCCGCGUCCACACAGGCGCUGUUCGACUGCCAGGGAAAGCUCACAGCAGAGUUUGCACAGCGGCUCAGCAGCAAGAUCAGCGAGCUUUUAGCUGUGAUGGAGAACGGGCUCAAGACUGCCGACCAAAGAGAUUGCACCACUUACACCGGCUGGGCAGGCAUUGCUCUGCUCUACCUGCACCUCCACAACGUGUUCAGGGACGACUCCUUGCUUCAGAGAGCUCUGGAGUACGUCAACCGCAGCCUGAAGUGUUUGACCCGUCGCCAUGACGUCACCUUCCUGUGCGGGGACACCGGGCCCCUCGCUGUAGCUGCUGUGGUCUACCAUCGCCUGCAGAGGGUGCAAGAGACCGAUGAGUGCAUCAACAGACUGCUGCAGUUUCACCAGAACGUGGUGAAGGGUGCAGGCGGGCUGCCUGAUGAGCUGCUCUAUGGGCGGAUGGGUUACCUCUACUCCCUCGUCUUUGUCAACCAGCAGCUGGGGCAGGACAGGAUCCCCCUGCAGUACAUCCAGCAGAUCAGCGAGUCCGUGCUGGUGUCAGGCGAGCACCUCAGCAGGAAGUUCAGGGUCCAGAACCACAGCCCUCUGAUGUACGAGUGGUACCAGGAGCAGUAUGUCGGCGCCGCCCACGGCCUGGCCGGCAUCUACUACUACCUCAUGCAGCCCGGCUUCGUCUGCGUGGAGGAGUACGUACACAGGCUGGUGAAGCCCAGCAUCGACCACGUCUGCCGCCUCAAGUUCCCCACAGGAAACUACCCCCCCUGCAUCGGGGACGACCGCGACCUGCUGGUGCACUGGUGCCACGGCUCCCCGGGGGUGGUGUACAUGCUCCUGCAGGCAUACAGGGCCUUCGGAGUACCCCAGUACCUGGAAGACGCCCUGCAGUGCGGCGAGGUGGUGUGGCACUGCGGCCUGCUGAAGAAGGGGUACGGCCUGUGUCACGGUGCGGCGGGGAACGCCUACACCUUCCUGGCCCUCUACCGGCUAACGCAGGACCCCAAGCACCUCUACAGAGCCUGCAUGUUUGCCGACUGGUGCAUGAACUACGGCAAACAUGGAUGCCGAACACCGGACACUCCCUUCUCACUUUUCGAAGGCAUGGCGGGCACCAUCUACUUCCUGGCUGACAUCCUGCAGCCCAUGAAAGCAAGGUUCCCGGCUUUUGAGGUGUAAAGUCCCCCCCCCUCUGUCCCCCCCCCCCCCAGGUAGUCCUCUUCCCUCUUCGCCCCCUUCCCCUCCUUUUCUUUUCCCCCACUCCAUACUGUUGGAAAACAUAAAAAGGAAAAGAUACACCCCUCCCUCCCCCACACACACACUUUUGCUCUCUGUCACACUCAUGCAUGAAAGCACCACAUUCACAACAAUUGACAUUGUGCCAUGUGUUUUCCUGCUCUAUCGGGAACUUUACAUGUUAUAAAGGGGAUAAGUCCUAUACUCGCAUCUCGACCACAUAAUUGUCUCAAACAAGUCAAAGGUGAGAGCUUGCCUCGAUUUUUCGUUCAUUUGUGUAUAAAAUAAUUAAAUUCUGUGGCUGUUGCUCAGAUUGUGACUUCUUUCGAGGGUUACAGCAAAAAGGAGGGAAACUAGUUUUCUGGCUGUAAAAAAAAAAAAUAAACUAACAAAAAAAACACAUAAAACAUCAAAAGAUCCAAAAAUAUGAUGUUAACUCUAAAUGGUGUUUUGUUAACACUCAGCAACUGUAUAUUUGCUCAUCUGUAAGCUCGAUAUGUUAAAGAUGGAAAUGGAUGCUUUUGUUUGUUUUUGGUUUCCUUUCAGAGUCAACAGCAAAGCUAGUAACAACGCACUUAAUAUAAUGCAGUCCCAGCUGUGCCAUGUGUUAAGGGAUUGACCCCAGAGUGUAAACUGUUGCCUGUCCUUUGCACUGUCUGAGCAAUAAACCAUGUGUCUUUUUA